CGAGUACCUUCCUCGGAUUGCAUUAAUUGCCUCAAUAUCUAUCGGUGUCACGUCUCCAUAACACUACUAUAUACUGCACUAGGUAUUCAAUCGAUACAUACUCCCAACAUGGCCAAGAUAGUCCCGCCUAUGAACUUUGGCCUCGUCGAAGAUGGCUUCUAUCGCUCAGCUCAGCCUUCCGAGCUCAACUUUUCCUUUCUUGAGAAGCUGAACCUCAGAACCAUCAUAUGGGUUGGCGCAGAGGAGCCGUCAGACAUCUUCUUGUCUUUCAUCGAGUCGCAGGGAAUCAAGCUGUAUAACCUCGCUCCUCAGACGAGUCUGAACCCGCAUUUCCCGCCACCGUAUACCGACUCUGGGGUUGUCCCCAUCUCUGGGCAAUACCACCUCCCCCCGCUCCCUCCUCCACCAGAACCCUUGAUCAUCCAAGCACUUUCCCUCUUGCUGCGUUCUUCGACAUUUCCCACGCUACUCUGUUGUAACAUGGGCCGACACCGAACGGGCACCGUGGUGGGGUGUUUCAGAAAGCUGCAAAGGUGGGCGUUGAGCAGUAUACUGGAAGAGUAUAGGCGGUACGCGGGCAUGAAGGUCAGGGUGCUCAAUGAGCAGUUCAUUGAGCUGUUCGAUACGGACCUGGUAUCGAUAACGGCAGAGCAAGCGACGGCUUGAGACAACGCCAAGUACAGGUCAAGCCUUGUCGGCCCACCGAGGGCGCUACUGCCAAACACCAUGCGUGAUUAUGUUGCGUCCACUAAAAGGUUAGACGUGGGUGGUGCUCGGCUGCUACACGCAGCAGUUGGCCUUCAAGACAUCACGCAACGACGUCGGAGGGACGAGUGCUCCUUUCCAUGGUGACGAAAUAUCUGAUUUCGGUGUGCUGUGGUCCUUACGGAGUAUCAUACUAUGCCUACAGUCAAUGCCAUGCAGUUAAAUCUUGCAUCCGACCCGUAGGCGUUUCGUAAGGCUCCAGUUCGAGGCGCUCCUAUGCUGUACAUACUGUCACGAGAAUCAUGC
Molecule: messenger RNA, 1011 nt
Organism: Cryptococcus amylolentus CBS 6039
Lineage: Eukaryota; Fungi; Basidiomycota; Tremellomycetes; Tremellales; Cryptococcaceae
Exons: 5
Coding region: 109-666 (185 amino acids)
Biological process (GO): protein dephosphorylation
Molecular function (GO): phosphatase activity
Source: RefSeq, a predicted model, not a curated record